GAGGGCAUAGGAAAACCAGAAGUGGUUGUUUCCCCCUAAGACAGACAGACAGACUCGUCUUCAGACUCUACAGAACACAGUUGUCUUCCCUCCACAGAUCAAGCCCUAUCAGACUGAGAGACAUGUCCUCCUCCUCUCUCCCGUGGUGCCUGCUGGUGGUGUGUGUUCUGACUGUGGUCCAGAUCUAUGCAGCAGAGGAACCUAUGGUCCUCAAGGUGUUCAACCUCCAUGCCACUGACCUGCAGAGCAGCCUGCUAGGGACCCCUGAUGCCUACGUCGAGGUGUUCAGAGCGCACGGCUUUCUCGGGAGGACAGAGGUGAAGAACAACAACCACGACCCCAGCUGGAAGGAGGAGUUCAGCUUCCUCAACGCCCGUGAGAACAACAUCUUGAGGUUGGAGGUGUACGACAGCGACAUUUUCUUCGACAACCUGCUGGGGACCUGCGAGCGCUCCAUCAAGAUUGGAAUUUGGCAACAUCAAUGUUUCCUGAAGAAGGGAGGGAGCCUGUAGUACUCCUACACCCUAGAGCCUCUACAGUAGACCCUGUACUACUCCUACACCCUAGAGCCU
This is a messenger RNA of Oncorhynchus nerka (sockeye salmon), 572 nucleotides long. RefSeq names its product perforin-1-like. Gene Ontology annotation, biological process: immunological synapse formation; T cell mediated cytotoxicity; defense response to virus. The record is from RefSeq and is a predicted model, not a curated record. Lineage: Eukaryota; Metazoa; Chordata; Actinopteri; Salmoniformes; Salmonidae. Gene Ontology annotation, molecular function: wide pore channel activity. Bases 123 to 512 code for a protein of 129 amino acids. Gene Ontology annotation, cellular component: membrane. The transcript is spliced from 3 exons.